This is a messenger RNA of Pedinophyceae sp. YPF-701, 1935 nucleotides long. The record is from the annotation of a GenBank genome assembly. Lineage: Eukaryota; Viridiplantae; Chlorophyta; Pedinophyceae.
AUGUUGAAGGUAACGGAGCAGGCCGUCGUGUGGAGCGCGGCGGACCGCAGCUUGGCGCCGUACCGGCUGCCCGUGGCGGCGCUGGGAGGCACCAAGGAGAGGGACAGGAACGAGGCGCAGGUCCAGAAGGCGAAGAAGGACACCUACGUCUACGUCCGCGUCGUGCCGCGGAGGGCGGGCAAGGACGGGCAGUCGCCGUUCGGUCCCGGAGAGAUCACUCUGCGCUUCGCGAAGCGCGAGGACGGCGACCAGUGCUGCGCCAAGGUGGUCGCACUGAAGGAGCGAGCCCAGCGGGAGAGAAUGGAGUGGCCGUCUGAGGAGGAGGACCGCGUCCGAAGCCGGAUUCUGGAGCGCGACGAGGAUCUUCAAAAGGUUUAUAAGGACCUCGUUCACGGCGCGGUGCUCACCGACCGCGAGUUCUGGCGCAGGCCCGAUCUCGAGGCCAGGCUGCGCGCCGCCCGCGACGAGUUCAAGGCGGACGGAGCCAAGGCCCGCAGCGCCACCGAGAUGCGGAGCUCGGCCGCGGCGCAGCCGCAGGACGCGCAGCGGCGGCUGCAGGAGGACGCGCAGCGGCGGCUGCUGGUGGCGCUGCCGUGGCUCCGGCGCGCGUUCGUGGAGUUCGUGUGCUCGAAGAUGCUCUCCCCUGUGGAGUUCUUUGACAAGUUCCACAGGCUGCGGCAGCUGCAGCGCGACGAGCUGGAGCGCGGGCGGCGGACGGGCGCGACGCAGGAGGAGGCGCUGCUGGGGCACUUGAAGGGCGACGCGUAUCUGACGAAGCUAUACUCGCACCAGCGGCGGUAUGCGAACGAGGCGAAGAAACAGGGCCCGCGGGACGUGCGGGCGGUGGGCGGCGUGGUGAACGUGGCGGUGGAGGAGUGGGACCGGCUGCCGGCGGGGUUCGGGAUGGCGGUUAAGGACGGGGGCGCGCGGGGGGGGUCCAAGGAUGUGGGGGGGAGGGGGAGUGUGGUGGAGGAGUGCAACGUGCAGGGGAUGUGGCAGCUGCGACCGUCCGACGCGCUCGCAGCCGGGAAGAAUCUGACGCUGCUGGAGUUCGCGAAGGCGCUCGACAACGAAGAACGGGCGCGGAAGGCCGCGGAGACCGCGGCGCUGGAGGCUGCGCGCGCCCAGGGGGGGAACGCCGCCACACGGAAGCGCCCGCGCGAGAGCGACGACGAGGCGGCGCGGCCGCUGCGAGACCUCGUGCCGACCGCGGCCGCGAAGGUCGAGGAGCUCGCGGUCGGCGACCCGCGGCGAUACUUUGAGACAGCACCCGCGGAGCCGUCCGCGGGGGAGCAUGUGGACGGGGGGGACAGCUUCGGCGGCGGGCCGUCGCAGGGACACUCCGGGGGCGGCGCGGUGUCCGGGGGCAUCAGCGUGGUGUCGCUGAUGCAGGCCAAGCGCGUGGAUUGGGGCCGGAUGGUGCUGCCGGAGGAGCAGGACGUGGUCGCGGCUGCAGAGCGGGCGCUGGAUGCCCUGCUGUCGGGAGAUCCGGACAGGCUGCCGACGGGGUGCCAGGGCGCGAAGAAGAUAGCGGAUAUCAUGACGCGCGUGCACGACGACGAGCAGAAGCAGGCGCAGGCGCGGGCUCCUGCGGCGGCUGAGCGCGAAAUGAGAGCCAAGGUGUGUGCACUGGAGCUCAAUGCGGUGCUGGUGCCGUUCUGGACUACGACGAAGGCCCUGGAGGCCGCACAGGGCCCGGCGGCGGACGGGAGGGCGCAGCGCAAGCGGAAGAAGGACGGCGACGCGCUGCUGCGGUUCAUGCGGGGGCUGCGGGAGCUGAUGGAGAGGGCGAAGCAGCUGAAGCAGGGGGUGGAGGUCGGGGAGCGGCGGCGGCUGGACGAGCUGACCAAGCCGCUGAACCUGGCGGUGGAGGCGGCGGAGGACGCGCUGGCGCGGCUGCAGGGGGCGGAUGUGGUGGCGCAGGACACAGCGUGA